Molecule: messenger RNA, 2255 nt
Organism: Micropterus salmoides (largemouth bass)
Lineage: Eukaryota; Metazoa; Chordata; Actinopteri; Centrarchiformes; Centrarchidae
Gene: mospd2
Product: motile sperm domain containing 2
Exons: 16
Coding region: 320-1966 (548 amino acids)
Source: RefSeq, a predicted model, not a curated record
CUAAUAAAGUUUGGGGUUUCUGCAGAAAUCUAGCCUUAUUUAACGUUUCAUAGCGACUGUUACAGUCAAAGUAGCGACGCGCCAACUGAAAUUGAACGCUUCCUGUCAGUCCAAGUGCAUUGUGGGUGACGUUGGUAACUUGAAACAAACAACUCAUCGUAGAGGUGUGGCCACGACUGGAGCCAAAAUGGCAACGACAGGACGUCAGUUUCACAUUUCGCACUGAUUCAUCUAACUCUGGACGUUAGCUAACUAGCUAGCUCAGCAAGGAGGAACUGGGUUAGCAACCAUAGAGAAGGAAACUCGGGCACAGUUAAAUAUGGCUGAACUUGACCAGCACGAAGGAGAGCAGGACAUUGAGAAGAAAAUUGAGGAGACGAGACAGAGAUUCAAGAACGAGUUCCUCCAAGAUUCAACAGAUAAAUAUGACUCCAGAGACUUGGAAAGGCUUCAGACAGAUGAUGCGCUGGUGGAAGGCUACCUGACAUGGAGACUUUAUGUUGUUGAUGAUGCCUUGAAAAUGAUUGAUGAGAGUCUUCAGUGGAGAAAAGAAUAUGGUUUGAAUGAUCUCACUGAGAGCACCAUUCCCAAAUGGAUGUUCGAGACUGGUGCUGUCUACCUCCACGGCUAUGACAAAGAGGGCAACAAGCUCUUCUGGUUCAAAGUAAAGCUACACGUCAAGGAUGCAAAAACAAUCAUGGACAAGAAGAAGUAUGUUGCCUUCUGGCUGGAGCGGUAUGCGAAGAAAGAACCUGGGAUGCCACUCACCGUUGUGUUUGACAUGACUGAGUCUGGCCUCAGCAAUAUAGACAUGGAGUUUGUGAAGUACAUUAUCAAUUGCUUCAAAGUAUAUUAUCCAAAGUUUUUAUCCAAAAUGAUCAUCGUGGAAAUGCCUUGGAUCAUGAAUGCUGCGUGGAAGAUUGUGAAGUCAUGGUUGGGUCCGGAGGCAAUCAGCAAGCUCAAGUUUGCAUCCAGAUCUGAGAUCCAGACAUUCAUAGGGCCGGAGUACCUGCCACCUCACAUGGGUGGAAUGGACCCCUUCAAGUAUAGCUACCCGCCUCUUCCUGAUGACGACUUCCAAACGCCCGUCUGUGAAAACGGACCUAUUGUUAGUGAAGAUGAGAUGGAGAGCAAAGAGGGUGACGCGGAGGGCAAAGAUGCCCUCGAGUCCAGCUUCAACUCUGAGGUUGCGGUGAAGCCCAAAAAGGUGAAUUUCCUGGAAGACAGUUUGAGGGCAGAGGACAAUGAUAAAGGAGACGCAAGCGGCAAGACCAAAGGAGCAAGAAAGCCACUGACCACCUUCAAAGGCCCUCUGCUUGAUGUUAGCCCUUCAGAGGAGCUCAGCUUUGGUUCUGGAGAGACAGAGAAAAAAAGCCUCAUUAUCCUGAGCAAUGUGACCAAAAAUCAAGUGGCCUAUAAGGUACGGACCACAGCGCCUGAGAAGUACAGAGUGAAGCCCAGUAGCAGCUGCUGUGAGCCAGGAGCUUCAGUAGAUAUAGUGGUGUCCUUACAUGGAGGUUCUCAAGCCUCUCCACAGGACAGAUUUUUAGUCAUGGCUGCCGAGAUGGACAACGUUGGAUCGCAAGAACUUGCACAGUUCUGGAAAGAAGUCCCGAAAACCAAGAUCAUGGAACACAGGUUGCGUUGUCAUGUUUUGGAGAGCGUUAAACCAACAGUGAGUCCUCCCAAGGAUAGUCCUGUGGAGACGGGGACCAGCGGGCAGCAGGAAUUAGGCACAGCGCUUAUGCGAAUGAUGGCCUGCAACUCUCGGUUGGAGCAGAAGCUGAACACGUGUCUGUGGGUGCAGAAGGUUCUCAUUGUGUUGGUGCUGCUCCUCGUGGUGCUGAAUUUGCUGUCUCUCUUCUGGCUGGAUACUUCCCAGCAGCCAUCCUUGCCAGCCACAGCCCCCUCCGCCUGCAUCUGUCAACCACAGACGGUUCAACAGGGACCACAGCUGACUACCUGAGAGAUGGUCGUGCCCACCCCUCCCCUACCCUCCUCACAGGCUGCUGCCACGUAGGGGGAGGAGGGCUGACUUUAGGGACAUGUGAGUUAAGAGACUGUACUCGUCUCUUUUCAGGCACUUGAGAGUUAACGCAACAGAGACAUUUUUAAAUAAUGUGACAUCAAAUCAUUAAUGUAUUUUUUAAGACUGAUAAUGGAAAAAAUGAAUGUGUAUUUAUUGCAAAAGUCACAAUAUGUAGGGAAACUUUGUUAUUUUUGUGAUCAUAAUAAAACAUUUUUAUAUUGUAAAA